CAUAGAGCACAGUCCCUCACAUCACACAGCUGCAGAGAUGAAUAAACAAAGAGGAACCUACUCAGAAGUGAGUCUGGCCCAGGACCCAAAGAGGCAGCAAAGGAAACUUAAGGGCAAUAAACGCUCCAUUUCAGGAACCGAACAGGAAAUAUUCCAAGUAGAAUUAAACUUUAAAAAUGCUUCUUUGGAUCAUCAAGGGAAUGACAAGACAUAUCACUGCAAAGGUUUACUGCCACCUCCAGAGAAGCUCACUGCUGAGGUCCUAGGAAUCAUUUGCAUUGUCCUGAUGGCCAUGUUAAAAACAAUAGUUCUUGUUCCUUGUAUUGGAGUACCGGAGCAGAACAAUUUUUCCCUGAAUAGAAGAAUCCAGAAAUCAUAUGAUUGUGGCCAUUGUCCUGAGGAGUGGAUUACAUACUCCAACAGUUGUUACUACAUUGGUAAGGAAAAAAGAACUUGGGAGAGAGUUUGCUGGCCUGUGCUUCGAAGAACUCUGAUCUGCUUUCUAUAG
Messenger RNA from Pongo pygmaeus (Bornean orangutan), 508 nucleotides. It is a transcript of the gene KLRC4, whose product is annotated as killer cell lectin like receptor C4. The record is from RefSeq and is a predicted model, not a curated record. NCBI's taxonomy places the organism in Eukaryota, Metazoa, Chordata, Mammalia, Primates, Hominidae. Gene Ontology annotation, biological process: positive regulation of natural killer cell mediated cytotoxicity; stimulatory C-type lectin receptor signaling pathway.